Chaetura pelagica (chimney swift) is the source of this 483-nucleotide messenger RNA. Its product is annotated as TAF6-like RNA polymerase II p300/CBP-associated factor-associated factor 65 kDa subunit 6L. Gene Ontology annotation, biological process: RNA polymerase II preinitiation complex assembly; transcription initiation at RNA polymerase II promoter. Gene Ontology annotation, molecular function: transcription coactivator activity; RNA polymerase II general transcription initiation factor activity. Gene Ontology annotation, cellular component: transcription factor TFIID complex; SAGA complex; SLIK (SAGA-like) complex. The transcript has 3 exons. The record is from RefSeq and is a predicted model, not a curated record. Lineage: Eukaryota; Metazoa; Chordata; Aves; Apodiformes; Apodidae. The annotation marks the transcript as partial.
GUGAAGUCGGUGAGCCAUGACCUGGAGCAGUUGAGUCGGUUGCUCCACAUCGCGCGGAGUUUGAUCCAAAACCCCUUCCUGUGCUUGGGCUCCUACGUGAGGAGCCUGAUUGGGAGUGUCCUCUACUGUGCCCUGGAGCCCUUGGCUGCCUCCAUCAACCCCCUCAACGACCACUGGACCCUCCGCGACUACGCGGCCAUGUUGCUGAGCCGCAUCUUCUGGACCCACGGUGACCUGGUCAGUGGCCUCUACCACCAGAUCCUCCUCUCCCUCCAGAAGGUCUUGGCCGAUCCCGUCCGGCCCCUCUGCUCCCACUACGGCGCCGUGGUGGGACUUCAUGCCUUGGGUUGGAAGGCCGUGGAGAGGGUUCUCUACCCCCAUCUCCCCACCUACUGGGCCAACCUCCAGGCCGUGCUGGACGAUUAUUCCGUCUCCAACGCUCAGGUCAAGGCUGAUGGACACAAGGUCUAUGGGGCCAUCUUG